Messenger RNA from Pipistrellus kuhlii (Kuhl's pipistrelle), 1430 nucleotides. RefSeq lists its product as uncharacterized. Lineage: Eukaryota; Metazoa; Chordata; Mammalia; Chiroptera; Vespertilionidae. The transcript has 2 exons. Bases 136 to 1185 code for a protein of 349 amino acids. The record is from RefSeq and is a predicted model, not a curated record.
GCAGCCGGGAAGCUGGACUGGAGCCUGGUGGGUCCAGGAUUCUCUAAGAGGUUCUUCUAGAAACAGACCCCUCAGAUACUUCACUUCAGGACCGAGCACUCGAUAACUAGAGCCACCUGGAGGCCAGCUCUGGGGAUGCACAGCCCAGCCAUGAGGAAGAGCCGGCCCAGCUGGCCCAAGUGUGGCCUUGCCACAGCCCCUGGUGAGAGUCAAGGGCUUGGUGGGCACAGCACUGCUCUAGCCAGGGCCCAGGGACAAGGCCUUGUCAGCGGGUGUUUAGGGGGAACCCACUGUGCCGCAAUGGUGGUGGGAAUGCCCAGGACACAGGUGAUGGAGCAGUACAUGAGCCAGGGCUGCAGGGAGCAGGAGCAAUGCAGCCAGGGCGCAAAGCUCCGUAAUGUAGAGCAAGCCCCGCAUAAUGCAGUUUGCAAACUGUCCGAGAGGCUUUCUGGGAAAAACAAUAGGUGGCAUGAAAGAGCCAGGAGAAGUGAGGCAGAGCUCUAUGCCCAGGAACAUCACCAGCCCACCUGCCCUAGCAAGGGCCGGAAGUACCUCUGGUCUGAGCAAGGUCAAGGUUCACAGAAAAACAGCAAAAAGAACAAGCAGAGCCUUGCAGCGAGAGCCCUUUUCUGUGCGGGUGCAGCUGCUGCUGGGAGCGGCCUGCGCGGAGGGCCUGGCCCGUGCUCUGCAGCAGGAAGCUGUCCUGCAGCCGGUCAGGGAGCACGGGCUACAGUGCGGGCCUCAGCAUCCCUCCCAGACCUCAUGCACCCACUCCAUCUCCUCCCUGGCUGGCUGGGUGCUCGCAGCCAAAGGGCAGGCCCUGCACCUCCCCCUCACCCUGGGGCUUUGCACUUGCUCCAUUUCAGCGCUGGUUGGGUCACGGAUUCCCCAAGCAGUUCUUCAGCAUGUGCCCCAGCUCAGUCGAGUCACCCUGUUACUGGCAAGAGCCCCGUUGCACUUGGCCCCCACUGGUCCCUUCUGAGUAGAGAUCUAGCUGGUACAUCAAUGCCCUGCACCUCCAGCUGGGGAACAGCUUGGGUGUGUCAUCCCAGGGAGCAGACUUUUAGGCAAGCUGGCAUCGCCUCAGCUGGGGCCCACCGCCCUCCCACUACACCUCCCAGCGGGCCAGGUGGCCUGCAGCUGAGCCUCCUGAUCUUCAUGCUCUACCAGGCACCGUUCUUCUGAUGGCAACUGACAGUGGAUCUCAGAGCACAGGACUGGCCUGCAGGGAGCACACACGGGCCUCAUCUGAGUGUGCUCCAGCCUCAUGCAGAGCACAAGGCAUGUCUGCAGGUGUCCCGGAGCGUUCCCCUCACCAGCAAUGGCCAUCAGCAUGGAAGAGAGUGUGUUUAGUGAAAGGACCUCAGCCAGCCAUGCAAAGACUAUUGAGUUAUCACAAGAUCCAGGAUCAGAACUGUAGACUUUGUAAC